This is a messenger RNA of Camponotus floridanus (Florida carpenter ant), 2125 nucleotides long. RefSeq names its product ralBP1-associated Eps domain-containing protein 1 (gene Reps). Gene Ontology annotation, molecular function: calcium ion binding; protein binding. Gene Ontology annotation, biological process: endosomal transport; endocytosis. Lineage: Eukaryota; Metazoa; Arthropoda; Insecta; Hymenoptera; Formicidae. The coding region runs from base 1 to 1908 and encodes 635 amino acids. The record is from RefSeq and is a predicted model, not a curated record. The transcript has 5 exons. Gene Ontology annotation, cellular component: cytoplasm; plasma membrane.
AUGGAUUGGGAGCUGAUGACGAUGGCGAGUCUCCAUCUGACAGCGACCGAGCAUCGCUACUACGGUGACAUAUUCAUAUAUUGCUGCGAAAAUGCGGACAGUGAUAGCGUGCCCGUUAUCAAAGUCGCCGAGUUGUUGCGCUCGGCUAAUUUACCCAGGGAUGUCACAAUGAAGAUAUUGGACAUUUGUAUGGGAACUAAAAAUAACACACAUCUAGGCAAGAAGCAAUUUUAUGCGGUAUUAAAACUGAUAGCGGUUCAUCAGGCUGGCUUAGAAAUCUCUAGAGACAUGAUAACUGGAUCUUCGGAUGUUAUUACUUUACCAAGAUUUACGUGGCCAACCUCCGGUGAUGAGGAUGGCAGAAGGAGUUUAGAUUUAACUAGAGGAAUAAAAGGUAGACAUCAUCCUCCAGAAAGUACUACAGAAAGUGAAAGUGAAGCAGAAUCUCCACGCGAGACUGGUGGCAGCACAGAUUCUCCUACGCCAACAAACAGUGUGACUCAAGAAAGAAAUGAUGGUAUAUUGGGUGGUGAGACGAUUCUCGAUUCUGUUUCUGGAGGUUGGCAAGGUUUAUUGGUUUCGGAAGAGCAGAGACAACUGUUGGGUACAGAGGAGGAGAGUUCAGAACGUCAUAGCAGUGACGAAGGUGAAGGGGAAGGCGAUGGUUCAGGUUUCCCGCCGGAAGAAGUAUGGAUUAUCAGUGAUGAGCAACGUGAUUAUUAUGCUGCGCAAUUUGCACAGCUGCAACCUGAUCCUGAAGGUCUUCUAGCAGGACCUGUGGCCAGAACAUUUUUUGAAAAAUCGCGACUUCCUGUUUCCGAGUUAAGACGUAUUUGGCAGCUUGCAGAUGUCACGAGGGACGGAGCACUCAGUUUACAAGAAUUUUAUGUGGCUAUGCAUCUUGUUGUACUGAGGAGAAAUCAUGUGCCUCUACCGGACGUUUUACCUCCGUCCUUGUCAAUUCCAUUAGUCAUGCAAACAACUGCCGCAUCACAAAUCCCAUUGGCAACAACAGUUCAAAAAUCACCGCCGAAUUCCGCGAAUGCUCGUGAAAAGAAUAGGGAAUGGACUAAAUUUGUAGAUUCACCGACUGGAGCGAGUAGUUCGGUUACCAGCCCAGGAUUGCAGCUAGUUAGUUUCGAUUUCCAAAAAUCAGCCGUCGAACGAGAUCCGAAAAUUUUGCAUCCAGUGCCGUUGCGAUUAACACCCGAAGCAGCAAUUCUCGCUUCUGGCGCUAAUGGCAGCAGUAGCAGUUGUACUACCUUAGUAGAUGAUGAUUUGCAACAUUCUGCAGCAUCAUUAGUGCAACGACCUCUUACAAAGAAACCCUCUGCUGCUCCUGAAGAUGCCGUAAUCGUGACUCCCAAGAAGGAACCACCGCCUCCACCACCACCCAGACCAUAUAGAACACAUGCGCGCAGUUCUAGUCUCGAUCUUAAUAAAUUAGGUAAAAAUGGUCAAAGUUUUCUUGGGGCACCACCAUUAGUACCACCUAGAAUCUCACCAGGAAUCACUUCGCCUCGUAAAUUGGUCGGACAGAGAAGCGAAGGCGAGGGACAAAGAACAUUAAGUGAAAGUCAAGGUUUUGUUGCAGACUUCUCUCAUUUUUCACCCAAGAGUGAACUACCUGAGACUACAAUACUAUCUAUAGAAAAUACAGUGCCACAAUCUCAACAAUUUACUGGAGUUUGCGGAGCGUUUCAUAUUUAUAGAAAACCCAGUCCAAAACGAGAUGGUGGCGAAGAAGAUAAUAAAGACGAAUCAGAAGACGGGAAACAAUUAACCUUGCAAGAAUUAAGGGAGAAAAAUGCUGAAUUACGCUUAGUCUGUGAAGAACUGACACGGGAAUUAGCCAGCGCACUCCAAGAACGUAUAAAUCUGCGUGCUAAGCUCCUGCUCUUGACUUGAUGUGAUUAUUAUUCGCUUUCAUUCAUUCGAUCAAAGCCACAUGAGGUAUUAUAUUAUAUAUAUCCUCAAUUCAUUGUAAACAUAUGUAUUUAAUAUGUUAUGCUCUAGUCUAAAAUUAUUCUUUUCCCAACGAUAUAUUCAUCCAUAUUCAUAAUAAUCAAUGUAGGUGGAUAAAUAUGGCAAGGAAAAUUCACAAAAAAGAUUAUUUCUAGAUAUU